AUGGCGGCCACCGCUGCCGUCCCGUACUCCGCGUCACCUUCGGGCCAGCAGGAGGACAGCAACAUUUCCAGCCCGUUGAGCGAAGUCGACGACAAGGACGCCAACGACGACGUCAUGGACAUGCAUAUAGAUCCCAGAGACAAGGAUGGGGUGAGGCCUGCUGCCGAGACCCCCCCGGACACCACGCACCACGAUGACUCCGACUCGGAGAGCGUCCUGUCGGACGCCCGCUCAGUGGCCCACUCUGACGCUCACUCAGACGGCAAUGACACCGAGGCCGAGACGGAACGAUUGUACAACACGCCACAUCACCAGAGGCAGAGGGACGUCAUUUUCGAGAAUGACGAUGCUCCCGAUUUCGAGCACACCCCUAGCAAGCUCCGCACGGCUGCCUUGGUCGACGACGACAAUGACCUAGCCGACGAAUCGAUAACAGACGUUGGAGACGGUGCCCCGAACACUCCCUCCAAGUCUAGCAAUGUGAACCACACACCCGGCGAGCAGCUGGAAAAGGGCGACGCAGCCAAGAAUGAUCUGCUUGAUUCACAAGAGAGAAAGCGGAAGCGGUCACCAGCUGCUGACAGCUCCGACCCCGAGCAGCCCCUGCGGAAACGCACGGGUUCAGUUCACGACAUUGCGGGGAAUGCCGACACAGAAAACACCGCAGAAAAGGAUCUCGAAGCGCCCCCCGCUGCUCAUAUCGAUGGUGGCGGGGGCGCCUCCCCUAAGAAGCAGACUACCUCGGCCGACGAAGAAUCCACAGAGCGCGAGACUCGCUCAUCAAAGAAGGCCACCCGUAGGAGUAUGAGGCGCAAGGGUAGUGCGGAUGACCCUGACGAGGAUACUCCCAUUGGCCAUGACGAUGAUGCAGCUGAGAAUGAUGCCCUGGAUGAGCGCGAUCGACUGCGAGACACGGCCGAAGCCGAGGCAGAGGAGGAAGCCGAUGCUGCUGCAAAGAGUACAGAAGAAGGUAUGCUCCCCUCCCUGCCUGCUGCGCACUAUUCACGUUCUUCUUGGCUAACCAGUUCACCAGCCGAGAGGAAACAAGCUGCCUUCAAAGAUUGGUCUCGAAUUGAAGACAUGUUUGGCAUAUUCCGGGAUAGACUUUAUUCCGAUCGACUCCAGCGUCUAGAGGAAGAAGAACGGUCGCUGCUGGCUGACGAGCCCACGCAUCGCGAAUACCUCAACAUGAAGAAGUGUCUCGAUGAUCGACUCGAGAAGAAGCUUCGCGAAGUCGAGAAUGAGUACGAGCUGCGCAUGAAGGCACACCAACGACGAUCGGUUGCGAUCCAUGCACAAAUAUGGAGCCAAUACACCCAGGGCGCGCGCGAGAAGCGCGCAUCUAUCCUCGAGGCCCUCAACCGCGAAUGGUACGACGUUCAGACCGCCCGCCGCAAUGCCCACAGCGUUCCCGAACGCGGCCUUAUCUUCCCCAAAGACCCGGCUCAGCGUAUCAGGAAUGCCGUCGCCUACAACACGGAAGUGUCCACACUAGCUGGCAUCGCCAAGUACAAGGGCUUCCCCGCCGGACCUGACGUCAAAGGAGCCUCGCCAUCCGAGCUCGCCGACGAUUUUAGCAUGAUUGAGCAUUCACGACAUACAAGACAAAGACCAACAUGGCCGCCGCGAGAAGAGUACCAGACCCCUUCGUUCAACCGACUAGGACCUGCCGGAGAGCAAUUUCUCAAAGAGACCCCAUGGGCGAACCCGAACCACUCGUCGCACAAGAUGCUGCUCCAAGAGAUACCAAAAUCGCAGUCUGCUGGUGACCCUACGGCUACUGCCGUGGACGUACCUCUGUCUCAGCAGCGCUCGCCCGCGACGUCGAGUCGACCGUCAGAAUCGCCCGAGUUGACACGGGUCGCACUCAAGGCUGCAAGCUCCAUUAAGCGGACCGGAAACUUGUCGAAUCCAGGU
Geosmithia morbida is the source of this 1917-nucleotide messenger RNA. Its product is annotated as Sds3-like. Gene Ontology annotation, cellular component: Sin3-type complex. NCBI's taxonomy places the organism in Eukaryota, Fungi, Ascomycota, Sordariomycetes, Hypocreales, Bionectriaceae. The transcript is spliced from 3 exons. Gene Ontology annotation, biological process: negative regulation of transcription by RNA polymerase II. The record is from RefSeq and is a predicted model, not a curated record. The annotation marks the transcript as partial. Gene Ontology annotation, molecular function: histone deacetylase binding.